Molecule: messenger RNA, 6801 nt
Organism: Pieris napi
Lineage: Eukaryota; Metazoa; Arthropoda; Insecta; Lepidoptera; Pieridae
Product: ankyrin repeat domain-containing protein 50
Exons: 41
Coding region: 407-5890 (1827 amino acids)
Molecular function (GO): protein binding
Source: RefSeq, a predicted model, not a curated record
CGAUUGACUACAACCACAAGAGUAAUAAAAAAGUGCUAGUCUUGAAUCUCGACGCGAGUGAUGCAAGAUGUUGGAUGCUGAUUUUAGCGUCCAAUGUUUAUAAUUUAUAAGUGCAAGUGUACUCAUUUACCGUUUUCGUUUACAAACUUGUCUUUUGCUUGAAAAUGUAAUUUUAAUUUCGUUUAAAUAUACAACGCACAAAAUGGACAUGAAAGUUGAUCGUGGGUGUAAGUGACUGGUGCAGUGUAGUUUUUUUGCAUCCAGCUUUCGUUCGAGCUUUAUUUUAUUUUAAUUCAGUGUCAUGACGCUGCAAAGCCGCCCCGACCAGUCUCACAAUUGUGAUAGACGUUCCUCUAGAUAAUUACGUCAAUUAACCAAAUUAUAUAUCUACCAAAGUUAGGAUAAGAUGUCACAACCUAUAUACAGUCAGGUCGCACCGAAACAGAUAAAGAAAAAACCUAAACCCCGGGAUUUUGAUCCCUUAAAUUACAAUCAUGGAGGAAAUGUUCAAAUUCUAAAUGCGUCGCAGGAGAGUAGACUGGAGAAGAUGGAGAAAAGGGAGGGUAGGAGAAAAGAAGAGACUAGGAGGAGAACGCAAAGGGAUCCUACCGAGGGAAAGGUGGAGGCCUAUUUACGUCAGAAUCAAGUCAGUAUACGACAACAACAGCAUCGGCAUUCCGCGGUGAGGCAGGCGGAACAUAGAGUUAACUUGAGAUCUCUACCUCUCAACGAAGUGACCACUCGUGGACACGAUCGAACGCCGACUGACAGACAUCGUGGCUUUAUUGAUAGGAGAGAGCGAGAUAGGGACAAGGAGAAAGAACGGGAUUUUGAUUUUGAUGGUGGUACACCGCUAAGCCCGAUAGCACCGCGGGCGGAAAAGGAUUCUAGUCGUCCCUUUCGCAAGUCCUCUUCAUCGCAGCGUGUGAGCGAGACGUCUAUAUCAACAGACAAAAGACGUUUCUUCUGUAGAGAGUGGGUUUUUCAAAAGAUAGCGUAUUGCCUGGAACAAAGGGCAGUUAGUAAGACAUGUGGAGCGUUGAUUCUAGGUGACGCCGGAAGCGGAAAGACGGCGAUAUGUCAAGAGUUAAGUCAACCAGGUCCAGGGCCGCAGGCGAGGCAACAACGCGCAUUGAAUAGAAGACUUUUGGCUAGACAUUUCUUACAGGCACCCGGUGAAGAAAUACAGCGCCCUGGCGAAUUUGUUCGUUCACUUGCGAUGCAAAUACUCAGUCAUUCGUCACACGCGAAACAAUCCGAUAGAGAUCAGUCGCCUAAAGAUGAUCAGCGUAUGUUGAAUAACAGGCAUAAUUCAGAAGAAAAUUUAAUACAAAGAUUUCGAGAGAUGGGCGAAGACACGGAGGAUAGUUCUAAACCACUUUUGGGGGAUAGUGAAGAUCGCACUGACGAUGAUGACGUGGGCAGCAGUAGGAGAAAUAAGACCAUAGAUAGACUGCACGAGCAAGACUCUUAUAUGGAUUGUAUGGCGGAUGGAAAUGAUGUACCAGAAGUUUUACCGAAAUCAAACAUAAAACCAACGAACCCCUUCCACGACGACGACUUUCGACUCUACGCGAACCACGAAAACGUGUUUUUAAGAAAUAUAUCGCAGAGACAGUCAAAGGAGUCAAGAAAUUCUCGCCUCUUACGCCAAAGUUCCGAGCCGUUGAACGAGAAGAAACCAACUCUGCUUCAAAAGAGCCUGUCUACGGACACCGAAGAGAAGAAACCGGAUUCACCACCGAAAUCGAGAAUACCGGUCGCGAAUUUCCGUUAUCCGAAUAAAACGGAUCUGAAACCGGAGUCGCCGAAGAAGACGGAGGAAUUGCCGGAGUAUACCAAUAUAGUUCACCCCGUUAAGGAUGAUCCGCAGACGGAUUUGGAGAAGUUGUUAGAGAAAAAGCGUUCACAAGCAGAAGAAGCUCCCCCCCCAAUUCCCACGCUACCAAUAAGUCCACGGACAUUAAUAUCGAACGCCUAUUACGACAAACUGUUGUCGGACUGUGAGAUACAACAGGCGUUGUUGCCUCAGAAUUUAGAGAAAAAUCCCGAUGAGUGCUUCAAAAAGGCUAUACUAUUUCCGUUGCUGGAAAUUGACCCUCCGAAACAGUGUUUGUUUUUGCUGGUGGACGGUAUCGAUGAAGGGGGUAAUGGAAAAUCGGAGAAUGAAUGUAGCGUGGGGGCAUUAUUAUCGCGACACCAACACUUGUUGCCACAUUGGCUUUUAUUGGUCGCCACUGCGAGACGACACUCACGGCAUCUCACUAAGAUGUUCACAGGUUUUCGCAAGAUAACUUUAGAUGAACUUCAGCGUGCACACGUCUCCGCUGACGUACAACGGUACGUGCUCGCGCGACUGGACAGCGAACCAAGAUUACGAAGCCGCGUGUCAAGUGAUUCAACAGCAGCUGCUGCGGCAGCGGCGGCUCUAGACCACCUCAGGAUCAAGAGCGACGGUUGCCUAUUGUACUUGGAGAAGGUACUAGAUGGCGUUGCUGACGGUUUCAUAGCUUUGCGCGAAAUAAGGGAAAUUCCUGGAACUCUAAAUGGAUUGUAUCUGUGGCUGGCGCAGAGAUUGUUUCACGGUCGGAGGUUUACUAAGGUACGAAUGCUUCUCGACGUGCUGUUAGCGGCACGUUGCGGUGUAACGGAAGAGAUGUUAUACAAAUGCCUUCUUACAAAGGAGUACAGUGUCACAAGAGAGGACUUCAAUCGAAGGCUGCAUCUCUUGCGACGAAUCCUGGUAAUGGAGCGUGCAACGGGCUAUCUAUCAAUAUUUCAUCAUUCUUUCGCGUCAUGGCUGUUGGAUGUAAAGCAUUGCACGCGACGUUACUUGUGCUGCGUUGCGGACGGACACGCGGCGGUCGCUAUGUAUUAUACGCUACUUGCUAAAAGACUGACCGCUCUUGAAAUUCACAAUUAUGUUUAUCACAUGACCUACCUCGAACAACAUUUAUCAUCACAGAAGAAAAAUAAGAACAACGAAGAUGAUGUACUAAACCUUCACACACUAAUAUUGCUGUGGAUUCUGGACUCUGGCUGUGAUGUGGAACUGGCUUUGAAGAGAGAGACAGAUCUAGUCCGAGAGAUGGAGACGGAUGUGCAGAAUGACUCGAAGGCAGAAGAUAAAGAUUUAGAUCCAGAAUCUGAGAGCAAGGAAUCCGUGUCGAUGGAACCGUCCACCCUAGAAAGCAUAAUGCCUGAGCUGGUGAAUGGAGAGAUGACGACUCCAUGGCCGAGGGACAGAAGAGUUCUACGCGCUUUGUUGGAACUGAGCCGGGCAGACUCAGUACCCACAGAACCAGAAGUGGAUGAAUUAAAUGAUUUGAUGUCAACAGACCAAGUAGAAAGUGAGGACGUAAAUGACGCAACGGGUGAUGAGCAAGAUGAAACAUUGCUACUAGACCCCAGUACAGUACACGAGUUGGCUACUAAGGGUGAUGAUGAAACGCUGUCUGCGCUUUUAAAGAAAUGCCCACAACUAGCAGACACGCGCGAUAGUUCGGGAAGUACAGCUUUGCACUCGGCCGCGCGUAAUGGCCGAGCCGCUUGUGCUGCCCUGCUACUGCAAGCUGGAGCCUCUCCAUCCGCUGCUGAUGCAGAUGGCUGGAGUGUGCUAAGAGCUGCUGCUUGGGCGGGACAUAGCGAGGUGGUCGAUGUUUUGUUAGAACACGGAUGUGAUGUGGAUUGUGUGGAUGCUGAUAAUAGAACUGCUCUGCGUGCUGCAGCAUGGUCAGGUCACGAAGCGGUAGUUGCUCGCCUUUUAGUCGGCGGUGCGGCACCGGAUAGAGCGGAUGCGUCCGGUCGAACAGCGCUUAUGGCUGCAGCAUAUAUGGGACAUGCAGAUAUAGUAAAAAUGCUGUUGGAUGCUGGUGCCGAUCCAAAUAGACCUGAUGAGGAUGGUAGAACAUCUCUAGCGGUAGCGGCAUUGUGUGGUACAGGGGCUUCUUCCGCAGCAUUGCUGAUAGAACGCGGCGCAGACGUCAAUACGCCCGAUAGAGAUAAGGCCACGCCCCUAUUGGUCGCUGCUUUUGAGGGACACACUGAAAUCUGCGAAGUCCUUCUCGAAGCGGAAUCGGAUAUAGAAGCCACAGACUGUGCGGGCCGCACUGCGUUAUGGGCAGCUGCCUCAGCGGGACAUGCGGACACUGUACGGCUUUUGCUGUUCUGGGGUGCCUGUGUUGAUAAUAUGGAUAACGAGGGAAGGACAGUUCUGAGUACAGCCGCUGCACAGGGUAACGUGGAAGUAGUCCGUCAGUUGCUAGACAGAGGUUUGGAUGAACAUCACAGAGAUAAUUCUGGGUGGACACCUCUUCACUAUGCUGCUUUUGAAGGUCAUAUAGAAGUCUGCGAAGCCCUACUAGAAGCUGGCGCAAAAGUGGACGAAGCAGAUAACGAAGGCAAGGGUCCUCUACUUCUGGCUGCGCAAGAAGGCCACUUAGACCUGGUGAAGCUGCUAAUAGACAAGGGUGGGGCACCAGUAGACCAAAGAGCUCACGAUGGAAAAACUGCGCUCAGACUAGCAGCUCUCGAAGGCCAAUUCGAGGCAGUCUCGUGCCUUCUUUCGCGUGGGGCGGACGUGGACGCUGUUGAUGCGGAUAGACGUAGUACGUUGUACGUACUCGCUUUGGAUAACCGAUUGGCCAUGGCGCGACAAUUAUUGGCCGCUGGGGCUAGCGUUCAUUGCAGUGAUACAGAGGGUCGCACACCAUUACACGUAUCCGCAUGGCAGGGGCACACAGAGAUGGUUAAUCUGCUCGUCAAAGUUGGUGGCGCUGAAGUAGACGGCCGCGAUCGUUGUGCCAGAACAGCUUUGCACGCAGCCGCUUGGAGAGGACGCACGGCCGCGUUACGUGCAUUGCUCAAGCAUGGAGCUUCACCCGCAGCUGUAUGUACUCAGGGCGCUACGCCCCUCGGUAUUGCAGCUCAAGAAGGCCACGAAGAGUGUGUGUUGUGGUUAUUACAACAUGGCGCCGAUCCGUUGCAAGCCGAUCACUGCGGUCGUACACCCGCCAAAGUAGCGUGGCGCGCGGGCCACGGCAAUAUUUGCCGUCUUCUCGAAAAAUGGACUGCGCCCUCUGCGCCUGCGCAAAUACAUGACGACGAUUUAUUAGCACCGUUGAGAACCGCAUCUCCAGACUACAAACGUCGCAGCGUACAUAGCUCCAACUCAACCAAGUCUUCAUCGAAUCUCACUGGAGGAUCGAACAGGUCUCACGAACAUGAAGAUACUGUGGAGAAGAGCCGAACAAACUCUUCUCUAACUUUCGCUCAACAAGUGGCGCGAUGCGGUUGGGGAAGGCGUGACUUGGACAGAGAUGAACCCAUACCAGAACAUCACGUCGUCGAAAACGAUCCCAAGUUGAGGAGCUACCAAGCCAACGAGCGUGACGUGACUCUUCGUGGGGGCGUGUCACGAUCUCGCGGUCGGGAGAUGCGUCACGGUGAUACUUCGCCGUUAUACGCUUCGCCGCCUCAUUCGCCACAGAGGGAUAGAGAUGAUAGUUCCCAACCGCCAAGUCUGACGUCACAGCCUCUAGUGACAGAUACGCACUUCAACAGGGACACGCAUAUGCGAAUUAUUUUGGGACGAGAAAGCAAACCCGAUAGGAAUGAGAGCGUGGUGUUUUUGGCGUCGAGGCUUGCGUACAACAAGUUUGUAGGCGGACUCGGGAAAGCGAGAGGGAAGAUAUUUAAGAAAACCAAGAACAAAAGGAAUGGAAUAGUAACUAAUCCGGCAAUGAGAUUGGUAGCCAAUGUGAGAAACGGUUUAGAUAAUGCAGCGGCGAAUAUUCGUCGAACUGGUGUGGCGAUAGCUGCAAGCGCCAGUUCAUCAAACCCAGCUGUUAAAAGCAACGCUUUUCAAUGGAGAAAGGAAACGCCGCUCUAGAUACGAAUUUCGUUACAAAUAUUUGUUCAAAUGUGUAUUGUUUACGAUAUAUUAAUCGGAUUUCUGAUUAUUCCGUUAGAUAUCAUCACUAAUUUUCUGCUUUCAUAUAAUCUAUAAAAACAAAAAUACUUAAAACAAAAUGUAGGGUCGAUACAGAUUGAAGAAAAUCCACUGUCAAUAGUGAGAAAUGUCUAAUAUUUAAGACCAAUUAAUAAAUAUCAUUCCCUGCAAACAAAUAUUUUAGAAUUACCAAUGUUCGCCUAGUGGUUAGACACGUACUAUUAUUUUAAAAAAAAUAUUAAGAAAAAUACAGAAAUCUAAAGCCAAGAAUUGUAUCGCAAAUGGUUUUAUUUCCUUAAUUUUACUGGACUGCAAACUGGUCAUACAAAAGAAGUAAUUUCUUAAAUUAAAAUCAAUAAGCACAUAAUUAUUAUUCAGGUACCUCAUAGUUUAAAAUAAGCGACCGUAAACAAAAAAUAUGCUUACUCUAAAAUAGUAUUAAGCGCAUAAGUUAGAGUGAGACAGCCUGAUUGCUUUAAAUAUUCAUGCACAGUUAUAAGACGUGUAUUAAAACGCAUUUAUAUAAAAAACUGAAAUGUUUAGAUUAAACCUUUCAAAAUAUUAAUUAGGAAUACAAACACUGAAAUUAAUAAAAAAUCUUCAUUCUAAAAACCCUAUUUCCUUUUCUCACUAUAUUUUCACAUCUUUUCCUUUCUACCUUACUUAAAGUAUUUCACCGUUCAUCCCAUUUUAUGGUCCUUCGAACCGGAAUAUAUUUUUGUAUCAAGAUUCUAACUUAGGACCUCCUAUCAAAUGCUUACUAAUAUCAAAACUCAUUAAAUGUUAAAGAGUUUGUAUAAUUUAAAUGUAAGACGUGUAUGUAUGUACCUGUCUAUCGCCACAAAAGUUGA